AUGGGUGUCCUCCAGAAUCUGUCAGGUGCUCGGGGCUCCAUGGAGCUGACCUUUGAUGCCAUGAGCCUCCUGCGGGCUGUGCUCGUUGGUGUCAUUGUCCUGCCUGUGAUAUUCAUCCUCGUUGACUACAUCCGAGUCCUUCGGCUCCGCCAGAGGCUGCCUCCGGGACCUUUUCCCGUGCCCCUCUUUGGCAAUUUCUUCCAGAUCCCCAAAGUCAAGCCGUGGAUCGACUUCGAGAAAUGGUCGGAAUACUACAAGGAUCCUAUGAUCACCAUCUGGCAGGGUCACAGACCGACCAUCAUGUGUAACGACAUCUGGACAAUAUCCGAUCUGCUGGACAAGCGAGCAAAUAUCUACUCUUCUCGACCGCACAUGAUCGCUAUGGGCGAUAUGAUCAAUGCCACAGACAGCAACCAAGUGUGUCUUGUGUAUGGGGACAAAUGGCGCCUUCAUCGGCGCCUUAUGCAUUCAGCAACCGGUUCACAAGCCAUAAGACCGUGGCGGGUGAUUCAAGCCAAUGAGUCCAAGGUUCUGGUACGCGAUCUGCUGGACAGACCAGAUGACUUUGUUAUGAGUGUUGAGAGGUACUCCUGUUCCAUCGUCUCCAUCAUUGGUUGGGGUCGCCGAAUCGACAAGAUCAACGACUACGUUGCUCAAAUGGCACUCAAGUCCAUGGAGGGAGUCGAUCUCAUUAUACCUGGCCUUUUCAUCGUCGAGUCGAUACCAUUCCUAGCCAAACUGCCAAAAUGGCUCGAUUGGAUCUACCCAAUGCCGGGCAAGAUGAACAACUUCGCAAGGCAUAUGCAAAGGCAAAUUCUGGAACUCCUAUCAUACUUCGUUGCUCUAUCAAAAGAAGGCGCCCAGGCGCCGGAAGACAACUUCGCGAAACGCCUCUUCAAGGAGCAGGAGCAGAGUCACAUUGCCGACGAAGAAAUAUCUAGCCUCACUUCCAACCUCAUUGGAGGCGGAGUCGACACCACGAGCGGGACCAUAAUCUCCUUCAUUCUAGCGAUGUGUGUCUUCCCUGACAAGCUGAAGAAAGCUCAAGAAGAGCUGGAUCAAGUGGUAGGUCAGGAUAGAGUCCCGGACUGGAGCGAUGAGCCGUCUCUACCGUACGUCAAAGCCGUCGUCAAUGAGACCCUCAGGUGGAGGACGGUUACCAUCCUUGGUGGCAUCCCCCACGCGCCGAUCCAAGACGACGAGUACCGAGGGUACUUGAUCCCCAAAGGCACGCCGAUUACUGGCAACGUCUGGGCUAUCCAUAGGCAUCCAAGAGAAUUCCCAGAGCCUGACAAUUUCCGCCCGGAGCGCUACCUCGGAGAACUGGAGCGCCCUUACCCCAACAAGCAGGGACAUAAUGCCUUUGGAUGGGGCCGUCGUCAGUGCAGCGGACAGCCCCUGGCUGAACAGGGCUUGUUCUUGACAAUUGCGACGCUUCUUUGGGCGUUCGAUUUCAAACCAGGGCUGGAUGAAAAGGGAAAGGAGGUUAAGCUAGACAUCUUCGCUUACACCAAGAGCGAGAAUAUGCGGCCAGAACCCUUCAAGGCCCGCUUCAUCCCUCGAUCAAAGGAGAUUGAGAACAUAAUCCGUCAAGAGGCCGCAAGGGCAAGGAAGGAGCUCUGUGCAUAUGAUGGUGAAACUAGGUUAACUAUGGAGAAUGUUCCCUAG
Cladophialophora bantiana CBS 173.52 is the source of this 1668-nucleotide messenger RNA. RefSeq lists its product as uncharacterized. The record is from RefSeq and is a predicted model, not a curated record. The coding region runs from base 1 to 1668 and encodes 555 amino acids. The transcript is spliced from 4 exons. NCBI's taxonomy places the organism in Eukaryota, Fungi, Ascomycota, Eurotiomycetes, Chaetothyriales, Herpotrichiellaceae. Gene Ontology annotation, molecular function: monooxygenase activity; iron ion binding; heme binding.